Molecule: messenger RNA, 585 nt
Organism: Ruditapes philippinarum (Manila clam)
Lineage: Eukaryota; Metazoa; Mollusca; Bivalvia; Venerida; Veneridae
Exons: 3
Coding region: 1-585 (194 amino acids)
Source: RefSeq, a predicted model, not a curated record
AUGCUCAGUGAAUUGUCAACGGUAUAUGGCAAUGAAGAAACAUUAGCAGUGUUUAAUUUUGUGAAGUGCGGCAAUAAUCAUUCUCGACAACUGACCCGUCCAAAAACAGGACCUUCAGUUGAAUUGUUUAUUGGAUGUGAAAUUUAUUGUACUUCAGGGGACAAAAAUAAAAGAAUAAAAGUUGCUGAUGAUAUUCUGGCACGGCUUCAAGCGGGGUUUGAGUCAACGAUGAAAGAACUAUCAGGCGAUUUUAACCCACCAAGUGAAGUGACAGACAUUCGAGCUAAACUAAGAGAUGGCCAUCACGUGGUUGUAACCGGAUGCAACAAUAGCCGUUAUUUUGAGACCGCUCUUGCAGCAAUAAAGGGGAUGGAUUAUAAUUACAAACGAUGUGUAGAAAUGCAAACGUCGUCUGAUUGGCGUCACAUUGAUCCAGAAGAUGUAGACUUGGUUUUAUGUAGAGAUCCGUUUGGAAGAAUUUCCUAUGAUGAAAGCAAAGCUAAAGCCAUGGAUGAUAUAUUUAAAAAGCAUGAUACAUUCAACAAAAGAGAGAUAAUGGCGAUAAAGCCUUGGACAUUGUCAUAG